Odocoileus virginianus texanus is the source of this 4325-nucleotide messenger RNA. Lineage: Eukaryota; Metazoa; Chordata; Mammalia; Artiodactyla; Cervidae. The record is from RefSeq and is a predicted model, not a curated record.
GUGUCUUCCCCCACCCCCACCCCCAGUAGAAGGUUGAGCCCAUGUGGAAUGCUGACAGCUCACAAAGGAGCUGUUGAAACCAGUACCUCAGAGUAGCACUGAACCUUCAGUUGAGUCCCUGAAGUUGAAGUGCAGGUAUAUUGUUGGAACCUUGGUCUUCGUUGGUCUGUCCUGAAAAGUGUAGACUUUGUGGGGCUUUGUCCUGGGGCUACAGUGACUGGAAUUUUAACAGACCAGAAAUCUGUUGGCAAUUACCAGGUUGGAUUUCAGAAUCCUAAAAAGGCGUCCUUGGAUUGUGCCCACGAGCACAGUGGUGGCGGUGAUCGCAGAGCUGGGCUGCUGGUGUGAGCUCCGAGGAGCGCAGUGAUCACCCGGUGAAUCCAGCCCCGGUGAACAAUAAGCUGUGACCAUGACUACUGAAGUGGGCUCCGCAUCUGAAGUGAAGAAGGAAUCUGACCAGUUAGGAGCAGAUGCAACCAAGGAGAAACCGAAAGAAGUAGCGGAAAAUCAGCAGAAUCAGACGACUGAUCCAGAGGAGGAAAAAGGUUCCCAAUCAUCUCCUCCAACUGAAAGCCAAAGUAGCCCACGCCGCCAGAAAAAAGAGAAAGAUCCAUCUGAGAGCCGGGGGAUUUCUCGAUUCAUACCUCCUUGGCUUAAGAAACAAAAGUCCUAUAACUUAGUAGUGGCCAAAGAUGGAGGAGAUAAAAAAGAGCCUACCGAACCUGUUGUGGAAGAACAGGUUUUAGACAAGGAGGAAUCUCUUCCUGAAGAAGAAAGGCAGGCCAAGGGUGAUGCUGAAGAAACAGCUCAGAGAAAACAACAGGAGAUUAAGCUUGACGUCAAGGAAGAGAAACCUCUGUGCUUGAAAAGUAAAGAUGUUAUUCUUUUUCCUCAGAAACGUGCUAAGGGGCAAGUGUUAUUCGACAAAGUGUGUGAACAUCUCAAUCUCUUGGAGAAGGACUACUUUGGACUUGUGUUUCAGGAGAACCCUGAGCAGAAAGUAAGUGAAGUUAUCUUACGUUUGUUUAUAUUGUCUUUAAAAAAAUGGACUUCUCCUUUCAGCGUGGCACCAGUUGUCUCCGAUUCAGUUUUUCUCGCUCUGGUGGUUCUUUCCUUGGAUGAAAUGCCACCACACUUUGCAGCCUCCUUCCCUCUUCUCCCCCAGCCGCUCCCCGGGCUGUGCGGGAGACUGAAUGAUGUGUUUUCUCAUUCUUGGGCCUCACAAGAGCCCGCCGUUUAUCUUCCUUGGCUGUUCAGCUUUAAUGUGAAGUUUUAUCCUCCUGAUCCUUCUCAACUGACUGAAGAUAUCACCAGAUACUUCUUGUGCCUUCAGCUCCGGCAGGACAUUGCCUCGGGUCGCCUGCCCUGCUCUUUUGUGACUCACGCCCUCCUGGGAUCCUACACUCUGCAGGCCGAGCUCGGGGACUAUGACCCGGAAGAGCACGCCAGUCAUGACCUCAGUGACUUCCAGUUUGCCCCCACCCAGACAAAAGAGCUGGAAGAGAAGGUGGCAGAGCUGCACAAGACCCACAGGGGCUUAUCUCCAGCACAAGCUGACUCUCAGUUCUUAGAAAACGCCAAGAGGCUUUCCAUGUACGGUGUUGACCUGCACCAUGCCAAGGACUCAGAAGGCGUGGACAUCAAGCUGGGUGUAUGUGCUAAUGGACUCCUCAUCUACAAAGACAGGCUGAGAAUCAAUCGUUUCGCUUGGCCAAAAAUCCUGAAAAUCUCCUAUAAGCGCAGUAACUUCUACAUUAAAGUUAGACCAGCAGAGCUGGAACAGUUUGAGAGCACCAUUGGCUUUAAGCUGCCAAACCAUCGGGCAGCAAAAAGGCUAUGGAAGGUGUGUGUGGAACAUCAUACUUUCUACAGGCUUGUGUCUCCAGAGCAGCCACCAAAGGCCAAGUUCUUGACCUUAGGGUCCAAAUUCCGCUACAGCGGCCGUACGCAGGCACAGACCCGCCAGGCCAGCAGCCUGAUUGACCGGCCGGCGCCACACUUCGAUCGCACUUCUAGUAAACGGGUCUCCAGGAGUCUAGAUGGAGCUCCAAUUGAUGCUGUGGACCAAAGUCUUAUGAAGGAGUUUCCUGGCCCUGCUGGGGAGGUUUCAGCACAAGGCCCUGGAGUUGUGAGCACUGCCGUGGUACAAGAUGGUGAUGGCAGAAGUGACCUGAGAAGCCCAGCUAGAGCCCCGCAUAUGCCGCUCAUUGAAGGAAAGAGUUCACUUGAGACUCUGAAUGUAGUGGAGGAGAAGAAGCAGGCAGAGGUUGGGAAAGACGAAAGAGUAAUCCCCGAAGAAAUGAACGGUAAAGAGCUGUCCCCUGGGCGUGGUCCUGGGGAGAUGCGGAAGGUGGAGCCAGGGCUGCAGAAAGACUCCACCUCCCUGUCUUCUGAGAGCAGCGGCGGCAGCGAGAGCGAGGAGGACGUGGGGGAGUACCGGCCCCACCAGCGGGUGCCUGAGGGCAGCAUCAGGGAAGAGCAGGAGGAGGACGCGGAAGAGGCGGCGGAGGCCCCCGGCCAAGCCCCCAAGGUAGCGGACAGGGAGCGCGCCGUGCCGAGGAAGAGCCCGGGCCCGCGCGCGGGGGCCGGCGGAGGCCCGGCGGAGGCCGGGGCCCAGGAGAAGGUAGUGGCCCCCCAGCUCCCUGCCGGGAGGAGUGCAGACCCAGGCGCCGCUGAGCAAGACGCCGGCGAAGAAGCGGAGGCCGAGCCGCAGAAGCUUAAUGGAGAGGCGGCUCAUGUUGACACUGAUGUUUUGCCAGAGAUUAUUUGUUGUUCAGAGCCACCAGUGGUAAAAACAGAGAUGGUAACAAUUUCUGAUGCCUCACAAAGGACAGAAAUCUCCACCAAGGAAGUCCCUAUUGUCCAAACUGAGACCAAAACCAUCACUUAUGAGUCUCCACAGAUUGAUGGCGGGGCUCGUGGUGACUCGGGCACGUUACUGACCGCACAGACCAUCACAUCUGAGUCCGUGUCGACAACAACCACCACACACAUCACCAAGACUGUAAAAGGCGGAAUAUCUGAAACAAGAAUUGAGAAACGCAUCGUGAUCACAGGAGAUGGAGACAUUGAUCAUGACCAGAAAUUCAUUUUAUAGACAACAUUCAACUUUGUGAACCUGAAGAAUUUUGACCAUUCCAAGUCUUAAUGCCACACCACUGCUCCAGCGAAUAUAUACUACGACUGGUUACAAUGGCCAGAAGCCUGAAGAAUUAAAAUGCCAACACCAAACCUUACCUUAACAGCUCUGGUCUAUACCAUUCCCUCGCAUUUUAAUGUAUUGUUUUGUUUUAUAACCACUUCUAAAUAUCAUUUCUUUCUUUUUUGUUUUUUUAGUUAGAGAGUUUUGGUUUUUGUUUCCUGUUUACUUUGUGUCCAACUACCUGCUUUUUGUGACUCAUUUUGAUCAAAUGAUAGUGAACAAAGCCAGCCCCAGCUGGUACGGUGCUGUUCACUGGAUCGGGUGCUGCUGUGCGGAAAGGAGACUCUGUGACUCAAUUUGAGAGUGGUUUUCCUUCUUCCGGAUGCUUCCCACUGGGUUCUUAGAAGUCAGCAUUUACAGAGUUUUCAGUUUGCGGUAAAUACACUGUAUGAGAAAAUGUUAAUGCAGAUGUAAAAGUGUUUCUUACAUUAUGAACAUUUUCUAAGGUUUUGAAAAUUUCAUUGGGGCUAUUUUUUGAUAGUGAACCCUUUUGACUUUCCAGUCCUGUGAUUUUUUACUUUGGAGCAGGAAGCCCGGGAAUCUGCGGACUGGAGAACCAUGAUGAAGUUCGCUGGCCACGCACGUGUGCAGAGGCCCUGCCGCACCGCAGUGCCCAUCCUUUCCCGACACGGGCUCUUCGGCAGCAUUCCAGAAACCGGAGGGGAGAGGCAGCGCUGCCUUCCCUCCUACUAAAACAGUCAGGCAGCUUAAAAACCUUAGUGCUUUCUUUCCUAACAUGUCCACAUUUCCAUACUUUCCACUAUUUGAACACUUGUGUAGAACACUUGUAUUAAACCCCUUUGUCUCCAUGUAUAAACUGACCUUUUGUUUAUCAGGCAGGUGUAUCUCUUUCAGAUAGCGUGAUGACUCACAGGUGUGAGGAUGCUGGGUUGGAGGAGUGGGGCCGUGGUGGGGUUUUUUUGACAGUUGUAAGAAAGUUACACCAGAAAAGCUGAUGCCAGGGACCUGAUAGGGACGUAUUAACUGUAUUGAACAUUCUUUGCUUUGCUUUGCCCCCAUGUAUAGUUAUGCCAGAUUAGAUAUCUAGCAGCUGCAAGUUGUAUUAAAUGAUAUUUUGCUUUCUGUAAUACUGUUAUAAAAUAAAGUUUGUUUAUUCUCUAAA